AUGGCGCGCACAGUUGGCGCGCAAGCGCAAACGGCGAGGCCACCUUCUCCCCUCCCCCACCAGAACCAUGUGAAACCUAGGACCCAGGCACGGAAACCUAACGACUAUACCUCCGAGGGUGUUGACGACAAUGACGUUUUCCUCCUUCCUGUUUCCGACUACCAGGUCAUGCUCGGCGCGACGAUCCUCGGCGCGAUCGUUCGUCUCUUCCGAAUCUACCAGCCCAGCAGUGUUGUAUUCGACGAGGUCCACUUCGGCGGCUUCGCUUCGAAAUAUAUCAAGGGCAAGUUCUUCAUGGACGUCCACCCUCCUCUGGCCAAACUCCUCAUCACACUCUUCGGCUGGCUUGCUGGCUUCAAUGGCGACUUCGACUUCAAGGAGAUUGGGAAGGACUAUGUCGAGCCCGGUGUCCCAUAUGUUGCCAUGCGGAUGUUCCCCGCCAUCUGUGGUAUCCUCCUGGUUCCUGUCGUGUUCCUCACCCUGAAGGCCGCUGGCUGCCGGACGUUUACCUCGGCCAUGGGAGCUGGCUUGAUCAUCUUCGAGAAUGGUCUCCUUACUCAGGCCCGUCUGAUCCUUCUCGACUCGCCUCUGGUCCUUGCAACGGCCUUCACGACCAUGGCUUUCCUCUCGUUCACCAAUCAGCACGAACUGGGCCCUACCCGGGCUUUCCAGCCCAGCUGGUGGUUCUGGCUCGCCAUGACCGGCCUCGGCCUCGGCGCAACCAUCAGUAUCAAAUGGGUCGGUCUCUUCACGAUUGCUUGGGUUGGAAGCUUGACACUGGUCCAGCUCUGGGUCCUGCUUGGUGACACCAAGACCGUCACGGCCCGGAUCUGGUUUAAGCACUUCAUGGCCCGCUUCUUCUGCCUGAUUGUUAUCCCGGCCACCUUCUACCUGUCCAUGUUUGCCAUCCACUUCGUCUGCCUUGUCAACCCUGGCGAGGGCGAUGGUUUCAUGAGCUCCGAGUUCCAGUCCACACUGAAUUCGAAGAGCAUGCAGGAUGUUCCCGCCGAUGUUCUCAUGGGCAGCAGAGUCUCUAUUCGCCAUGUGAACACCCAAGGAGGCUACCUUCACUCUCACCCUCUGAUGUACCCUACUGGUAGCAAGCAGCAACAGAUCACGCUAUACCCUCACAAGGAUGAAAACAAUUUGUGGCUGCUCGAGAAUCAGACUCAACCACUGAACAUCAACGGCGAACCCAUCAACGGGACGGAUGCCUGGGACAAGUUGGAGCCGACAUUCAUUAAGAGCGGCGAUGUUCUCCGCCUAUACCACUUCAACACACAUCGCCGUCUGCACUCCCACGACGUGAGGCCCCCGGUCACCGAACAGGACUGGCAAAACGAAGUUUCUGCAUAUGGGUACGAGGGAUUUGAGGGCGAUGCGAACGACUACUUCCGAGUCGAGAUUGUUGGGAAGCAGUCUAAGUCCGGCGUUGCUCAAGAGCGAGUGCGUACGAUCGAGACAAAGUUCAAGCUGGUCCACAUCAUGACUGGCUGUGUCCUGUUCUCGCACAAGGUCAAGUUGCCUGAUUGGGCCUCCGAGCAACAAGAAGUCACCUGUGCCAAGGGUGGCACGCUUCCCAACAGCCUAUGGUACGUUGAAUACAACGAGCACCCAGUUCUCGGUGCCGACGCCGAGAAGGUGAACUACCAGAACCCCGGCUUCUUUGGCAAGUUCUGGGAGCUCCAACAGGUGAUGUGGAGGACCAACGCCGGCCUGGUCGAGUCGCAUGCUUGGGACUCUCGCCCUAACUCGUGGCCAAUUCUCAAGCGAGGUAUCAACUUCUGGGGCAAAGACCACCGCCAGAUCUACCUCAUCGGCAAUCCAAUAGUCUGGUGGAGUUCCACCCUGGCUAUCGUUGUGUACGUCCUCUUCAAGGGCGUCGCUGUCCUCAGGUGGCAGCGGAGCUACAAGGACUACGAUAAUGUCACGUUCAAACGUUUCGACUACGAGAUUGGAAUGUCUGUGCUCGGUUGGGCGUUCCACUACUUCCCCUUCUACCUGAUGCAGCGUCAGCUCUUCCUUCACCACUACUUCCCGGCUCUGACUUUCGCCGUCAUCGCUUUGUGCCAGACAUUCGACUUUCUGACAGCUCGAGUCGCGGCUCUGGGCAUCCGAGAGAACUCAAUCAUCAACAAGACGACAACCACGAGCUUCUUGGUCCUGUCUGCCGCCGUGUUCAUGAUCUACGCACCUCUCGCAUACGGAAAUACUUGGACGAAAUCGGAGUGCAAGCGCGUGAAGCUUUUCGACUCAUGGGACUUCGAUUGUAACACGUUUUACAACGACUACUCGCAGUACAACACUAUCGGAGGAGUCCCAGCAGCGUCCGCAACGUCCAAGAACUCGGUGCCGAGCUCCAAGGCGCCAGAGGCAGCUGCGGUCCCGCCGCCAGCCGGCAAGCAGCAGGAGCAACUGCAGCAGGAGCAGGCGCAGAAGCCGAUCCAUGACAAGGAGGAAUUCUUCAAGGGUGACGCAGCGGGCAUCAGCGGAGCACCGGCCCCGCCGGGCCAGCGGCUGGUGAAGCGCGAGGAGCGGAUCGAGUACCGCGACCAGGACGGCAACAUACUUAACGAGGAGCAGGUGAAGUCGCUGGAGGGCAAGGUCGAGUUCAAGACGCGGUACGAGACAAGGACGCGCAUGGUGGACGCCGACGGCAACGAGUUCGAGGCGCCGCUCGGCGGAGAAGCCGGGGAGCCGGUGGCGGUGGCCCCGCCGCACCCGGACGUUGAGGGCGUCGACACGCAGACGGCGCAGAAGCAGAAGGCUGCCGGCGAGGAGGAGGUGGUCCCGCCUGCGAAGGAGAGUGUUGAGGGCGACCACGAGGCCAAGGCCAAGGCUGCGAAGCCUGCCAGCGAGAAGAAGGAGGCCAGCAAGGAGGCCAGCUCGGCGUCUUCAUAG
This is a messenger RNA of Diaporthe amygdali, 2901 nucleotides long. RefSeq lists its product as uncharacterized. The transcript is spliced from 3 exons. Gene Ontology annotation, cellular component: endoplasmic reticulum; membrane. Lineage: Eukaryota; Fungi; Ascomycota; Sordariomycetes; Diaporthales; Diaporthaceae. The record is from RefSeq and is a predicted model, not a curated record. Gene Ontology annotation, molecular function: dolichyl-phosphate-mannose-protein mannosyltransferase activity. The coding region runs from base 1 to 2901 and encodes 966 amino acids. Gene Ontology annotation, biological process: protein O-linked glycosylation via mannose.